Durusdinium trenchii is the source of this 957-nucleotide messenger RNA. The record is from the annotation of a GenBank genome assembly. Lineage: Eukaryota; Dinophyceae; Suessiales; Symbiodiniaceae.
AUGGGUCAGAUGAGCCGCCUGCAGAAGACGAACACCUCUGAGGCUCCGAUGUCGAGAGAAAAGCAGACUUUGUUUGUCGGACAAUUCCGUAAAACGAAGCUCUGCCGCUUCCAUGAGACGGGGCGUUGCCGGUACGCUGACAAGUGCCCCUUUGCACACAGCCCCGAAGAACUUGAGGAGUUGCCUGAUCUGCGGAAGACAUCAAUCUGCAAGAACUGGCAGCAGGGAUGCUGCACCUACUCCGCUGAUCGCUGCAUGUUUGCACAUGGGAAGGAAGAGCUUCGCAAGACACCACCCUUCGGCCGAAAGAAGUCACAGGAUCUGAUCGACCGCAGGGACAGCUUUGAAGGCAGCGAUGCUUAUGCGUCCACAUCGGAUGGCUAUCACGGAUCCUUUGAAAGCGACAGGUUUCCAGUCAUGGACCACGGCAUUGUCUCUCAGUGGGAGGGUCUACUGGAAGUCAUAGAAGCAGCAUUGGAAGAAAUGAAGGCUGAUGCUAGCAAGCAUCCAGUUCUCCUGACGGAGGCCCCGUUGAACCCCACCGUUCAUCGAGAGCUUUUGGUGGAGAGGUUCUUCGAAGAAUUGCAUGUUCCCGCGCUCCAGGUGGUGCACUCCGGGGCCCUGGCGCUCUAUGCGACCAACAGUCGAACUGGACUCGUCAUAGAGGUUGGCGAUGGCGUGGCACAAACUGUGCCGCUCUACGACAGCUAUGUGAUCUUCAACGCCGUGAAGCGCCGCGACUACGGCGGACGGGACUUGACGGCCUACUUGGGGGAGCUGAUGAGUAAGGAGAUCAACCACCGACCUAGCUCCAGCGAGGUCGGAUGGAGGGCAUGGAAGGAGGUGAAGGAGUCCAUGUGCAGAGUGCGCCACAAGAACCCUGUGGAGGAGGCCUCGAAGCAGCUCUCGUUCUACUUGCCUGAUGGCAAGGCUGCGCAGAAUUCGCUCUAUCUCUAA